Messenger RNA from Sesamum indicum (sesame), 2200 nucleotides. Its product is annotated as putative E3 ubiquitin-protein ligase ARI8. The record is from RefSeq and is a predicted model, not a curated record. Gene Ontology annotation, molecular function: zinc ion binding; ubiquitin-protein transferase activity. Gene Ontology annotation, biological process: protein ubiquitination. NCBI's taxonomy places the organism in Eukaryota, Viridiplantae, Streptophyta, Magnoliopsida, Lamiales, Pedaliaceae.
AUGGAGUCUGAGGACGAUAUGCACGACGCCAACGAGGUAGCGUCGGUGGAGGAGGAGGAUGACUAUUACAGCGGUGGCGAGGAGGAAGAGGGGGAUAUGGAUGAGGAGGGGGGAGCUGAGGAUGACUAUGACUAUAGCUAUGAGUACGGGGAUGAGGAGGACGACGAUACCGGUGACUACGACUUCAUCGCGAAUUACUCCGAUGACGGCGAUGAUGUCCUCGCUAGUCGGUCGCAGAAGAACUAUACCAUAUUAAAGGAAGAAGAUAUACAGCAACGUCAAGAGGAAGACAUUACCAAAAUUUCUACCGUCCUUUCAAUUCCAAGGGAAGCAGCUUGCAUACUAUUGCGUCGCUAUAACUGGAGUGUGAAUAAUGUGCAUGAAGAAUGGUUUGCUAACGAAGAAAGAGUUCGUAAAGCUGUUGGCAUUUUGGAGAAACCUCUUGUUAAGACAACAAAUUUUAAGGAAGCAACCUGCGGGAUCUGUUUUGAAAACUACUCUUGUGACAAUCUGCGUUCGGCUGCAUGUGCCCAUCUGUUCUGUGACGCGUGCUGGAAAGCUUACAUUAGUACAUCCAUCAAUGAUGGCCCUGGCUGCUUGAUGUUGAGGUGUCCUGAUCCAUCCUGUGGUGCUGCUGUUGGCCAUGAUAUGAUCGAUAAGUUGGCCCCUGAUGAGGAUAAGGAGAAGUAUCGCCGUUAUCUUCUUAGAUCUUAUGUUGAGGACAGCCGUAAGAUUAAGUGGUGUCCUGCACCUGGUUGUGAUUCUGCUGUGGAAUAUGUUGUUGGUAGUGGAAGUUAUGAUGUCACAUGUAGUUGUUCGUAUAGCUUCUGUUGGAAUUGCACGGAGGAAGCUCAUCGGCCAGUGGACUGUGAAACUGUGGCAAAGUGGGUUUUGAAAAACAGUGCAGAGUCGGAAAACAUGAAUUGGAUAUUGGCCAACUCCAAGCCUUGUCCAAAGUGCAAGCGUCCAAUUGAAAAGAAUCAAGGUUGCAUGCACAUGACUUGCACACCACCAUGCAAGUUUGAAUUUUGCUGGCUGUGUCUUGGUUCAUGGUCAGACCAUGGUGAGAGAACAGGAGGUUUCUAUGCAUGCAACCGUUACGAAGCGGCGAAGCAAGAGGGAGUGUAUGAUGAAGCUGAGAGGAGGAGAGAGAUGGCUAAGAACUCUUUGGAAAGAUACACUCAUUAUUAUGAGCGAUGGGCUUCAAACCAAUCGUCAAGGCAAAAAGCACUUGCUGAUCUGCAUCAAAUGCAAAGUAUACAUCUUGAGAAGCUUAGUGAAGUACAGUCGCAACCUGAGUCACAAUUGAAAUUCAUUAUUGAAGCUUGGCAACAGAUAGUUGAGUGUAGGAGGGUACUAAAAUGGACCUAUGCAUAUGGCUACUAUCUCCCUGAGCAUGAACAGACCAAGAAGCAGUUUUUUGAGUAUUUGCAAGGUGAGGCGGAAGCGGGUCUGGAGAGGCUCCAUCAGUGCGCAGAGAAAGAGCUGAUGAACUACCUCAAUUCUGAUGGUCCAUCAAAAGAUUUUAAUGAUUUCCGCACGAAACUUGCUGGUCUGACGAGUGUGACACGAAAUUACUUCGAGAACUUGGUUAGAGCACUAGAGAAUGGUCUUUCAGAUGUAGAUUCACAGGCAGCAUGUAAUAAGACGAGCUCAAAAAAUGUGGCCGGGAGCAGCAAGGCUAAAGGUGGAAGGGGGAAGGGAUCUUCCAAGACAGGCACAUCAGUCAGAAACAUGGAUGAUUCAGGUAAUUGGGCAUGUGAUCAGUGUACCUAUGUUAACGUCAGAUCUGUAUCUACCUGCCAUAUGUGUCACCACCGCCGUUGAACAGUGGCAUGAAACAGAACAUCUAUCUGUCUUAUUAUUAUGUAACGCAACAGAUUGUGAAAGACAGGAAGUACAAGCAAGGUUUGUCAAGUGUUGCUGUUUCUGGAAACAUUUAGGGGCGUUUCCUGGUGCUUGUUCCAUCAAAAUGUUGUUAUGUAAAUAGUUUAUGUAUCAAGUUAAAUGAAGAUACCUUCACAAAACUUUGAUCCCUCGUGGACUUGAUUCCAUAGAAACAUCAAAGAUAUGCAGAGGUGUACUGAAUUGAAUUAUGGUCUCAAACAUGGUUGGAUGAAAACCCGAAUGAGGUAAUCCUUGAUUCUGAUAAAUAUCAUUAUGCGUGUAAUAAUAGGCCGUACUAAUAUUUUCUCUUGGC